AUGACAUGGGCACCUUAUGGUGCAUUCUGGCGCCAAGCUCGAAAAAUCUACCUCUCCAAAAUAUUUAAUCGCAAAAGGCUUGAGUCAUUUAAGUAUAUUCAUGUUGAGGAAACACGAAUUUUGAUUUCUUGUCUUCACUCUCUCUCAGGAAAGCCAGUUUUUCUCAAAGACCAUUUCCCUCAAUUCACACUUUGCACUAUGAGUAGGAUGGUUAUGAGUGUCAAGUACUAUAAUGAUGAAUCAAAAUCAAAUACUUCAAUAGUAUCACUUGAAAAGUUGCAGUGGAUGCUAGAUGAAUCUUUUUUACUUAAUGGGGUGAUCAAUCUUGGGGAUUGGGUACCUUUACUGAGUUGCUUCGACUCACAAGGGUACGUAAAGAGAAUGAAGGCAUUGGGAAAGAGUUUUGUAGAAUUUCACAACUCUGUGCUUGAAGAUCACAAGGCUAAAGCAAAGGAGAAAUCAUUCCAGAGGACACGGUGUUUUCACACCUGCGAGGUUAUUUCGCAGGUGCGAGUCCGCAGAUGUAGACAUGGGAUCGCAGAUGUGAAGGUAAGCGGAAGGCAGCAGUGUCCGAAAGUGUCGAGCUUUGGGCGCAGAUGCGCUAGUUUGGCUGUAGAAGCAGCUCCACAGAAGCAAGACUUGCUUUGUAGAAGUGGAGGGUUGGGGAGUCAGUUAACUUCACAAAUGCGAUGGGAUGAUCUAGGUGUUGGAGGCAACGGGUCUUGA
Molecule: messenger RNA, 726 nt
Organism: Nicotiana tabacum (common tobacco)
Lineage: Eukaryota; Viridiplantae; Streptophyta; Magnoliopsida; Solanales; Solanaceae
Source: RefSeq, a predicted model, not a curated record